ACGACAUUCCUGGAGCUGUGGAAGCGGCGCCAGGCGGUCAUUGUUUGGGAGUGGGAUCUUCAGAACACGGAGGAAGACGAGGAACCGAGACCGGAGUUCGAAAUGUCGGUGAAAACGUUCAGAAUCAAUCCUGUGACUCGCGAGAAAGAACCGUAUUUACCUGCGUGGAGUAAAGCUUGGAGACUUCUUGCAACGACAUCAAUGGUCCUCUUUAUGGUUAUGGUAGUCAUGGGUGCAGUUCUGGGGACCAUCGUGUAUCGAAUAUCACUGGUUACUGUAAUUGGUAGUAGUCAAGAUCAAUUUCUGAUUGAAAAAGCGAAAAUAUUUACCUCAGUAACUGCAGCUAUCAUCAAUCUUGUGAUUAUCAUGAUCCUCACAAAUGGGCGCUUUUUCAAACACCCGGGAGACAAAGAAGCGCGCAAAACGGAGUUCCUGCGAAUCAAAACGGACGUGUGCGACCCUGCCGGCUGCUUGUCGGAGCUGUGCAUUCAGCUGGCCAUCAUCAUGGUGGGCAAGCAGUUCUUCAACAAUUUUCUGGAAAUCCUUUUCCCG
Molecule: messenger RNA, 552 nt
Organism: Gryllus bimaculatus (two-spotted cricket)
Lineage: Eukaryota; Metazoa; Arthropoda; Insecta; Orthoptera; Gryllidae
Source: the annotation of a GenBank genome assembly